Molecule: messenger RNA, 318 nt
Organism: Naegleria fowleri
Lineage: Eukaryota; Heterolobosea; Eutetramitea; Acrasida; Naegleriidae
Exons: 3
Coding region: 1-318 (105 amino acids)
Source: RefSeq, a predicted model, not a curated record
AUGUUCAAUUCAGCUUGCAAAAGUGGCGCUUCUUCUCUUUUCAAAUCAGGCUUGUUCAAGAAAACCUCCUCUCGGGCAGCUAGUAGUAUUUUCAAGAAGAAUUCUUCUUUCGGAAGGAUUUCAUCAUCAUCCUCGGCAUGUUUUUUCUCGACUAGUAAUAGUGUUGUGAGUGGGUGUUUGAAUUUUCCAUCAUCUUUGGCAUCAUCAUGGAACGGAAUGAAUUUCAAUAAUUUGUGUGUGAGAGGGUUGAAUCAUCAUAAUGGAAUUGCAACAGGUCAACAAGUCCUUUUGAUAGGAGCACCAGAUGAUGACGCAUAA